Molecule: messenger RNA, 4542 nt
Organism: Etheostoma spectabile (orangethroat darter)
Lineage: Eukaryota; Metazoa; Chordata; Actinopteri; Perciformes; Percidae
Gene: loxl2b
Product: lysyl oxidase-like 2b
Exons: 14
Coding region: 167-2467 (766 amino acids)
Biological process (GO): collagen fibril organization; peptidyl-lysine oxidation
Cellular component (GO): membrane
Molecular function (GO): copper ion binding; protein-lysine 6-oxidase activity
Source: RefSeq, a predicted model, not a curated record
GCGUCAGUGGGCGGGGCCACCGCAGCUCCGGUCCAAAGCCAGAGGUUUGCAUAAGAAGGAGUGAAAGUUUAUAGAGAAGGAGAAGAAACAACUAACUGACUUUGGGCUUUGGUCUGUACACAGUGUUACUGCAGCCUACAGGAGGGACAAGAAAACUUCAACGAAAAUGCUGUCCACCCAGUGUCUGCCCUGCUGCACAGUCAUUCUCUUAUUGCUAUUCGAGCUGGCUCUUGCCCAGUACGAACACCUCGGCUACCCGCAGGGCUACCCUGACCCAGAACAGGAACACUACAUCGCCCCCCAGCUGUCGCCAGACACACCCAGGAUUCAGCUCCGAUUAGCGGGGGAUAAGAGGAAACACAACGAGGGUCGCGUGGAGGUUUUCUACAACAAUGAAUGGGGCACUGUAUGUGAUGACGACUUCACUAUCCAUGCCGCUCAGGUGGUGUGCAAGGAGCUGGGCUACCUGGAAGCCAUCUCAUGGUCACCAUCCUCGAAAUAUGGAAAAGGACAAGGACCCAUCUGGUUUGACAAUCUUCACUGCACUGGCAAGGAAAAGACCCUUGCGCUGUGUCCUUCCAAUGGGAUCGGUGUUUCAGACUGCAAACACAGUGAAGACGUGGGCGUGGUGUGCAGCGAUAAGAGAAUCCCGGGAUUUAAAUUUGUCAACACCCAGCCCAACCAUGUAGAGAACCUUGAUAUUCAAGUUGAGGACGUGCGCAUACGAGCCAUCCUGUCGUCGUACCGUAAGCGAAUCCCGGUAACAGAGGGCUAUGUGGAGGUCAAGGAUGGCGGUAAAUGGAAGCAGAUCUGUAACACCGAGUGGACCCAGCUUGACAGCAGAGUCAUCUGUGGCAUGUUUGGCUUCCCUGGGGAGAGGAAGUACAAUGCCAGAGUCUACAAGAUGUUUGCUCGCCGGAGAAAGCCCACGUACUGGGACUAUGCUGUUAAUUGCACUGGCAAUGAAGCCCAUCUUUCCAGCUGUAAACUGGGCCAGGCUUCAUCAACGAAAUUGAAUGGGACCUGUGCUGGAGGGUUGCCUGUGGUGGUGAGCUGCGUGCCUGGUAGAGACUUUGCCCCAACGUCCAUGACGGGAUUCAGGAAGGCCUUCAGACAAGAGCAACCGUUGGUCCGUCUUCGUGGUGGGGCCAUUGUAGGCGAAGGCCGAGUGGAGGUGUUGAAAAAUGGAGAGUGGGGCACCAUAUGUGAUGAUAACUGGAACCUGCUGUCUGCCACCGUGGUGUGUCGAGAGCUGGGCUUUGGUACGGCCAUAGAGGCCCUGUCUGGAGGCCGCCUGGGACAAGGAAUGGGCCCAGUGCAUAUGAAUGAGGUACAGUGCACUGGAUUUGAAAAGUCCAUCACAGAGUGUGCCUUCAACAAGGAGGCUCUUGGUUGCAGCCAUGAGGAGGAUGCAGCCAUCAGAUGCAACGUUCCUUCAAUGGGCUUCCAGGAGUCGCUGCGUCUGAGUGGAGGUCGUAACCCCUAUGAGGGUCGUGUGGAGGUGCUGGUGGAGAGGAAUGGUUCCCUGGUGUGGGGGACGGUGUGCAGUGAAAGCUGGGGAACCAUGGAGGCCAUGGUAGUCUGCAGACAGCUGGGCCUGGGCUUCGCCAGCAACGCUUUCCAGGAGACUUGGUAUUGGCCAGGAGAGGUGAGUGCCGACAAUGUGGUGAUGAGUGGUGUUCGCUGCUCUGGUACUGAGAUGUCUCUGUCCCACUGCCUGCACCACGGAGCCCACCUCAGCUGUGCUAAAGGAGGCGGACGCAACGCUGCCGGAGUCUCCUGCUCUGAGACGGCUCCUGACCUGGUGUUGAACCCUCAGGUGGUGGAGCAGACCACCUACAUGGAAGACAGGCCUAUGUUCAUGCUGCAAUGUGCCCACGAGGAGGACUGUCUGUCAUCCACCGCCAACCAGGUGCCGGCCAACUCCUACCGCCGCCUGUUGCGCUUCUCUUCCCAGAUCCACAACAACGGCCAGUCUGACUUCCGGCCCAAAGCUGGCAGACACUCCUGGGUGUGGCAUGACUGUCACAGGCAUUAUCACAGCAUGGAGGUGUUUACCCUAUAUGACCUGUUCUCCCUCAAUGGAACCAAAGUGGCAGAAGGACACAAAGCAAGUUUUUGCCUGGAGGACUCAGAGUGUGAUGAGGGUAUUGAAAAGAGAUAUGAAUGUGCUAACUUUGGAGAUCAAGGCAUCACUGUGGGCUGCUGGGAUACCUACAGGCAUGACAUUGACUGCCAGUGGAUCGACAUAACUGAUAUCAAACCUGGAGAUUACAUAUUCCAGAUAAUAAUUAAUCCAAACUAUGAGGUACCUGAGUCAGACUACACCAAUAACAUCCUGAAAUGCAGAUGUCGAUAUGAUGGCCAUCGUGUCUGGAUGUACAGCUGCCAUAAUGGUGGCUCAUUAAGUACUGAAACAGAACAGACGUUCCCAGGCCUUCUCAACAACCAGGUGACCCACAGGUAAAGACAAAGCAGAGGAGAGGAGUCAACUGGCCGAUCCCCUGCCACCCCCCACCUCGACACCAUCUGAAGCCUACCAACCACCACUCAUCUCCAUCUGUGCUGGAUUCCACUUGCCAGCCCUGCUUUAGUACAAACCAGCUAUUCAACCCCCACCCUCCUUUCCCACCCAGCUGAAAUAAUAUAUGUUUGCCCCUACUGUCCAAAAAGUGGCAGCUACAGCCUUACCAACACUUCCAACUUCACUGGUUAAGAUCAAGAGAAUGUGUAGCACUUUAACAGAACCCUGCUGCAACACUUUUUGUUCAAAGCUCAUUCUGGAGAGGUUGCAUGUCAGUGCCAGGUCGCCUGAGGAUUGAGAGGAAUCAUCAAAAAUAACAGCGGUGGUUUGUCUUUGGAAAUAAAUGCAGUAUUAUUUCACUUUUUUUGGAGUUUCAUAUAGGGCCUUUUACACACUAAAGUUCACCUACUGUACACUGAGGUUGUUGCACAGGCCAACCGAGCAUUUAUUUUGCAUGUCUGUUAUUUAAGAUGAAGUUUCACUUCAUCAUCUUCAUCGAGGAUUUUAUGCAAAUAAAGCUGUGGCAAAAGCAAGUUCUCAAAAAGCCCAUUUAUCCCAAAUUACAAGUGCUAGUUGCCCGAUUCAACCGUAAAACUAAUCCAGCAAGGCUGAAAUAUUACAUGGUGAUCCUCAAAGUGCCCCAAAGCAUUCUUUAAUGUAACUGGGGCAUAUAUUCUUUGAAAUUGCUCUGGAAACUACUUGGACAGCAUAAAGUCUGAAUUAGGUGAGUUUUAGUACAAUCCUUUGAGGGCAUUGGUGUCGCAAAGUAGUCCAGAAUUUAUUAUUGAAAAGGAUUUGUGAAAGAUUUGCAGAUUGCAUUGCCAUUGUUUAACCAGCACUGUUAUUUUGCACAUUAAACAAUAAAGAGAAAUUAGAGCCAAUCUGCAGAAGCUAUGACUGCGGUAAACUCCCCAGGAAGCUACCAACUAGCCCUAAGACUAUUGUCACUACAUCAAUAAACUUCUAGAAAAUGUCUCAAAGAUGCACUAAUCCAUUUUGCUGUACCACUUUCUGGUAUGACCAGGCCUUAAAGCAGUAACACCACUGUUCUAUCACAGGCUAGUAGCCAGUAGUUGUAUGCUAGCACAACUAGCCUCAACUUCAGCUUGCCUGUAUCCAAAGGCAACUUCUAGGAAAGCUUUUCAAAGUGUAGCGUAUGACUUUGGCACAAUUUGGAAAUGUGUGAUUGAAAAUCUUUUAGAUAGCCCAAAGCUACACUUCCUAUACUCCCAGGAACUCCUCUCCCCACACGCGUUCCACACUAUACAUCCGUGGUUCCACAUCGCUGUCUUCCAGCAAGUCACUUUGCAGGAUUUCAGAAUGAGACUUCACCAUCUUCCCAUAAUGUAGUCACCACUUAUAAUAACAAUCAGAGUGUUGGUGGCAAAAACAACCAUUUUUAGUGGACGUACAGCCCGGGUCACGGCGGCCAGUUACAGCAUUCUCGCUCAAUACUGGACCAAUUUCAAAGAUUUUGUUCACAUUAGACUCAAGUCAAAGGUCUGUGUUGAAAAAAUACCAAAAUUCCACUUUAAUACACUUUAGUCUACUGUAUAUGUCACUUAAGUGUUUCUUAAGUCUCAGACAGUGGCAUUAGGAUCAUAGGACUGUUCUACGGGAACAUGCUUUCAAAUAACGGAAGGUUUCAGCGAUUACCUCACUGCCUUAUAUGUGGCUUUUACAAGGAAACAGAAGAGCACAGAUGAGAGAAAUCUCAUGAAUAACAUUUCCCCCAUGUUAGAGUUGCAGAUAAUAAUUAUAUACUGUUACUAAAGUUAGUUUUUAAAAAGUUUUAUUCCUUUACAAAAAUAUGUUAUGUACAAUAUUAUUUGUGAAUCCUAUUUUAUUGUAGUAUGUUUUAUAAUGGUGCUAUCAAACUGGUCCUCUGUUUUCUGAGGGUACAGUACAUGUUGAACAGCUACAUUACGUAUACUAACAGUAUACUUGAACUGAGUGUAAGGAACAAUUUGCUUUGUGGGUUAAACUAUAAUAAAUGUCUGAGUUAAGGAGCAACCAAA